AAGACGAAGGUAAUAAAAGUAAUAUUACUUCAAACAGCAAAUCAAGUGAUUCCUUUUAUAUUCCUAAUUCGGAUGCUUCUGAAGAAAGUAAUAUUGAAGACAAGAGAACUUCAGAAACUUCGACUAAAAAUGGAAAUAAAGAUUUAUCUAAAACAUCAAAUAACACAACUCUAGAAACUUCAAUUCCUCUUGGACAUAGUGCACCAGAUGACACAAAUAUGUUUGUACAAUCUGUAGGACGUAGAUGUAAAAAAGAUUUUUGUGUGUAUUGCCGCACUGAACAGACCAAGCUUAGUUAUCAUCUUAUCAGGAUACAUAAAGAUGAGAAAGAAGUAAAGGAAAUCAUAUAUCUUCCCAAGGGACAAUCAAAGCGCAGAAUUUUGAUAAAUGAAAUUCGUAAAAAAGGACAAUAUCUUUUUAACACCAAUUCAGAUAUUAAUACAGGAGAAUUGAAGGUCAUGCGUCGUCCAAACUCUGAAAAGAAUAAAAAUGCUACAGAUUUUUCUAUAUGCCCACAGUGCAAAAGUAACUAUUCCAAAUCAGCCCUUCGACAUCAUUAUAGAAGAUGCACUAAAAAAAAUUCGACAGAUCAUAAAGCUAUAUUAUCGAAAUCAAGAAGAAUCUCAUGUCGAAUUCACGAAUCUGCGUCAAAAAUUCUCCGAGAUCGUGUUUUUCCCACAAUGAAAGAUGACAGUGUCUCGAAAGUCAUAAGAUAUGACGAAUUGGCUAUUGAUUACGGAAACAAACUAUGUGAAAAGUAUCACGAUCCGCACUUUUAUGACAUGAUACGACAAAAGUUGCGUCAGAUUGGUUGUCUAUUUCUCGAAAUAAAGAAUCAAAACGACAAAAUUGAUGAUCUGUUUACAAUUUUUGUUCCAGACAAUUAUGAUAACUGUCUUAAAGCUGUUAGGAAUUUAGCUGGUUUAAAUGAAUCAGGAACUGGUUUUAAAACUCCAUCACUGGCAACAUCUCUGGGUACAUUACUCAAACAACUUUGUAAGAGAUGUAUCACCAUAAUGAUAAAGAGACGCGAUAAGAUAAGACGAAAGCUUGCAGAAGAAUUCUUAAGCUUACUAACAGAAGAUUAUGCAUUUUCUAUUGCUCGAACAGCUGUUGAAACACAACUUCGGAAAAAAAGACAUUCAACAGUACUAUUACCAACUAAAGAUGAUAUUAAGAAACUAGAGACUUAUUUAAGUGAUAGGAUGAAAACAGCUUAUGAUUCGUUAAAGGAAAAAUUUUCUGUAAUCGCUUGGGAAGCAUUGGCAGAAGGUUGUCUGCUAUCUAUUCAGUUAUUUAACCGACGUAGACCAGGGGAAAUAGAACGUGCUUUAAUCGAAGAUUUUCAAAAUUAUCAAGAAGUGAAUAAAAAUACAAUAGGCGCAGCUUAUGUCUCCCUUAGUAAUGAUGAAAAGAAAGCAGCAGAGAAAUACGUCCGAUUUACUAUGAGAGGAAAAUUAGGCCGUACUGUACCAGUUCUACUUCAUAAGCAAAUGUUGGAUAAUUUAAAACUACUUCUAAGCUAUCGCAAGACCGCAAAUGUUCAUUCAAAUAAUCCAUAUCUCUUCGGAGUACCUGGCACAUUAAAAGGAGAUUAUCGUUACUUGAGAGCAUGCGAUCUCAUGAGAAGAUACUCAGAAGAAUGCGGAGCACCAAAUCCAGAUAGGUUGCGAGGAACUAAUUUAAGAAAGCAUAUUGCUACAAUGUGUACUAAUUUAAAUCUAAGAGACCACGAGAUUUCCGAUUUGGCAAAUUUCAUGGGUCAUGCUGACAAGAUUCACAAAGAACAUUAUCGUCAGCCCAUUUUAAGUAGAGAAAUAUUCCACGUAUCUAAAUUAUUGGAGGUUGUACAUGGAAAAGACAGCGAUGAAGAAAUAGAUGUAGAGGAAAGUGAUUUACCAAAUGUAUCAUCACAUUCAUUAGAUUGUGAAGAAUCUAAUGUAAGUGAAUACAGUACAGAUAAAAAUAAAUCUUUAUCCUCUCCUUCACAAGUGAAUCAUAAGGAUAAAAAGAAACGUUCAACAUCUCCAUUUGGAAAAUGUGUUCGUCGACGUUGGACAGAAGAAGAACAGAAUAUUACACGUGCAACUUUUAAACAUCAUAUUACUUCUGGAAUUCAACCUUCUUUUAAAGAAAUCCAAAAAAUGAAGGAUGAAAACCCCCAUGUUUUUGCCAAUAGAAGUUGUGCAACUAUUAAAGCAUGGAUAAAUAAUCAAAUGAAGAAGAAAAAAAAAUAAUAGAAAUGAGAUCACGUUAUAUCUCAAAAAUUCUUAUAAACGUUUGUUCU
Temnothorax curvispinosus is the source of this 2287-nucleotide messenger RNA. RefSeq lists its product as uncharacterized. Gene Ontology annotation, molecular function: DNA binding. The transcript has 3 exons. The record is from RefSeq and is a predicted model, not a curated record. Gene Ontology annotation, biological process: DNA recombination; DNA integration. The annotation marks the transcript as partial. NCBI's taxonomy places the organism in Eukaryota, Metazoa, Arthropoda, Insecta, Hymenoptera, Formicidae.